AUGCCGCUCUGUCUCACCUUCAUCGACUUAAAGAAGGCUUUCGACUCGGUUGAGACGGAAGCGGUCGUGGAAGCCUUGGACAACCAAGGCGUCCCUACUCAGUAUAUUAAGGUACUUCGAGAGUUGUACAGUAACUUCACGACCGGAAUUUCGCCAUUCUACAAGAACAUCAUCAUUGACGUGAAGAGGGGGGUCCGACAGGGUGAUACAAUUUCACCCAAAAUAUUCACAGCCACCCUCGAGAACGCAAUGCGAAAGUUGGAAUGGGACGACAUGGGAGUGAAGGUUGAUGGUCGGCAGCUACACCAUUUGCGCUUUGCUGAUGACAUCGUACUGGUAACACCUAGCAUCAGCCAAGCGGAACGAAUGCUGACCGAAUUCGACGAAACAUGUGGAUGCAUCGGUCUUCUGCUGAAUCUACAAAAGACGAUGUUCAUGCGGAACGGAUGGGUCUCGGAUGCCUCAUUCACGCUCAACGGAACGAACAUAUCUGAAGGCACCAGCUACGUUUAUCUGGGUCGGGAACUGAACAUGAUGAACGACCUGACCCCCGAGCUGGGCAGGAGGAGACGAGCGGCUUGGGGAGCGUACAAGAGCAUCGAGGAUGUAGUGAAGAAGACCAGGAACACCCGGCUCCGUGCUCACCUCUUCAACACCACCGUACUUCCUGCUUUGACCUAUGCUUCAGAAACCUGGGCAUUUCGCAAGCAGGAAGAAAACGCGGCAAUGACUCCCGUUGGCACAUCAGAAUAUGCUUGUGCUCGUUCAGUUUUUCUUCAUUUGCGAGACGUUCCAGUUGGGAGAUAUAUUGCAGUGCCUACAACAUUUGCACCAAGAGAGCAAACAACAUUUAUGUUGCGAAUCUAUUCAGAUCGUAAAAUUGAGUCGCGGACUCUUAUCAAGCACGCGCCAUCACAAAGAUUCUUUGGAUGCAGACAAGCAGUUUCAGUGACUCGGAUCACCGUUAUCGAAGCCGUCUUAGAGCAAGAAAAAGAAAUGAAUAUCUACUGCGUUCUGCAGUGUGGAAGGUACAAGGUGCGAACAAGCUCCGUCAAAGGUAGAAAUCUGGUAUCAUGGGAUGAACAAUUUGUUUUCCAUAGGAGGAUUCAUGCUGAUGACUUUGUAGUCGAACUCUGGAGUGAUUGCGUGAUGGCUCGUAACCAGGUGUUGUCUAGAACUAGUUUCACUGCUCAAAUUGACAAUGAUACUCGUGAGGUUCAUGUGAAAUUGGACGAUUUGUGCGGAAAGUCUAUGGGCUAUUUGAAACUUGUUGUAGCUGCUUUUGAUGAUCCUAUGUACUUAUAG
This is a messenger RNA of Necator americanus (New World hookworm), 1305 nucleotides long. RefSeq lists its product as uncharacterized. The record is from RefSeq and is a predicted model, not a curated record. The transcript has 5 exons. Lineage: Eukaryota; Metazoa; Nematoda; Chromadorea; Rhabditida; Ancylostomatidae. The coding region runs from base 1 to 1305 and encodes 434 amino acids.